UCCGCUAUGAUAGUCCGUAGUCAAACAGAUUCCUGCUGAACAGAUAAACAUGCAGAUCAAUAAGAAACUCUGGGUGCUUUUCCGCAUCGCUUUGCCAAUGAUUGCCUUUGCAGUUAUAUGCUUAGGAGCUUUCCUUGCAUCCAUAACAAAUAUUGCCAACUAUAAAAUAAAACUCAUCUUCGCCUAUAUUUUAAUUGCAUGCGGGUUACUUGUCUUGCUGGCUGGGAUUUCCUGGAGCGUCUGUCAUGGAAUGAGACAGAAAAGCUUCCUACAGAAUUUGCUACUUCCCAGACGAUCUGAGGUGCACAUCAACACUGUGGACAGACCAGACUUCUAUCCCCCUUCAUAUGAAGAAUCUGUUGGACGCAACCCUGAGUAUCUUGUAGAAUGUGUGGUUAUUGACGAGGAACAGAGAUGCAACAUUCCUCCACCACUGUACACAGAGAAUAGUUCAGACAUCCAGGAAGACGUCAGUGAAGAGCAACCUCCAUCCUAUAAAGAGUCUAUGCUACGAUCCAAUACGCUGUGUGAUCAUUAUACCGAAGAGAGCGUAAAACCAAGGGAAACCCAAUCUGAAUGGGAUUAAAUGGUUCUGACAAAGAACUUUCAAAAUAAGUUAAUGGCAGACUAUUUUACAACUUGGGUGGUUAUUUUCCCAGCCAGUACACAUGCUGUCACAUUUAUGCUGUUGAUAUGCAUGUCAUAUCAGCAAUGAUAACACGCUGGUUGUGCUGAGAGAGAUGGUGCAAGCUGUUGCAUGAGGUGGACAUUCUGUGUGGGUUUACCUCGGUUCAAACCACAGUUUACAGUUUCUUCUGUUGCAUAAGGAAGGUGGUUUAUAUAACCUUAGAGGUGGCUAUACAGUCAGAUUGUAAAAUAUUAGCUGUUUAGUAAACUAUAAAAUGUUGCAAACAGCUGUGAUGUCAAAUCUAGUUGGAUAAUAUAUUGCAAAAUUUGUGUCAUGGCUUUACAGUCAACCUAAAUGACCAAUGCUGGUUUAACCCUUUGUGAGUGCCUUAUUCUGGUCAUCUCGUUUUAACAUUUGUCAAGACCAAAAUGUACAAAGAUUUGCAACCUAUGUCCUGCACUUUCAACUUCAGAAGUGUUGUUGGACUAUAUAGUUAUGGAAAUAGGCAGAUAACUGGAACCAUAACAUGUUUCAGUGUUGCUAAAUAAACAGAAACAGGACUGUACUUCUACUUGUGUGAUUUACAAUGCUUUGAUGUAUUUACAAUGCACCCAACAUUCAUAAUAUCAGGGUUGUUAAUAAAAGGGUCUUUGGGAGAAGAUAAGUCAAAUGGUCUUGUUUAAUGAACUGCACUGCUUGAGAGGAGAUAAUAGAAUAUUUGUUUAGACAAUCCAUGAAAUAAUUACAAUGACACUGUUGUGAUUAGAUCUGAGUAAAUUUCUGCAAAUGGAAGAUACUACUCUAUUACAGUAUAGAAUAAUAUAUUGGAGGAUUUCUUGUAAAUAGGAAAAACAAAUUUAUAGCAACAAUGGUAAUGAACAUGUGCAGAGAUGCACCCUCCUUUACUGUUAUCAAUGUACACUUUAUCAAAUAAUACAUUGUUUACAAUGUGUGAAUGCUGACUGUAAAUAAGAAUAUAACAAGGACAUGUUUGCACUGUGUACAAAGAAAAUGCAGGUAGUGUUACAUUGUAAAUAAAAUAAAGAUUUGCCUAAUAAAAAAUGUAUUAA
Acipenser ruthenus (sterlet) is the source of this 1698-nucleotide messenger RNA. Its product is annotated as transmembrane protein 252-like. Lineage: Eukaryota; Metazoa; Chordata; Actinopteri; Acipenseriformes; Acipenseridae. The record is from RefSeq and is a predicted model, not a curated record. The transcript has 2 exons. Bases 50 to 586 code for a protein of 178 amino acids.